AUGCUCACCCCAAACUGCUCCCUUGAGACUGUCUCCAGUGUUGUGUCCAACAUGUCCAUUGGGUGCCCUCACUCCUCUCUGCUCUGUGGGAUAAACAUGUCUCUUUUGGUUAAUGUUAGCUCUGUGGAUCUGGACGAGCUGUGUUUGAGCGAGGAUGAGUACCUAGCACUUCACCUGGGACCUCUCCGAUCACCCAUCUUUGCUCCGGUCUGCGUCACCUACCUGAGCAUUUUCCUCGUGGGGGUCUUGGGUAACUCUUUGACUUGUGCUGUAAUUUUGCGUUACAAAGCCAUGCAGACACCCACAAACUUGUACCUGUUAAGCCUGGCCCUAUCAGACUUACUCGUACUCCUCCUGGGUAUGCCUCUGGAGUUGUGGGAGAUGUGGCGGAGCUAUCCAUUCCCAUUAGGAGAGGGCGGUUGUUACUUCAAGACCUUUCUAUUUGAGACAGUUUGCUUUGCAUCUGUGCUUAACGUCACCGCCUUAAGUGUGGAGAGGUACAUAGCGGUGGUGCAUCCUUUAAAAGUGAAGAGCCUCUCCACCCGCGCCCAUGUCAAGAGGGUGAUUGUGAUGCUUUGGGUGAUGGCGAUGAUCUGCGCCGUGCCCAACACAAGUCUACACGGGAUCCUCCUUCUACCCCCCAAGUUUGGACGGCCCUUCCCACAGCUCAGGCUAUGUGCUGUGAACCUUGUGAAGCCCACCUGGAUGUACAAAUUGACCAUCCUCAUCUCGUCUCUGGCCUUCUUCGUGCUCCCAGUGCUGGUCAUGGGAGCGCUGUACUUCCUGAUUGGCCUCACACUGUACAGGGAGAGGGGCAUGAAAGCCCUCUCAGCCAUGUUUGGAGUGGACAGUGUGUCAGAGGAUCACAUGCAGAGGCUGAGCAGACGCAACCUGCAAGUGACAAAAAUGCUCUGUGUCCUCGUGGUGGUUUUCAGUCUGUGCUGGGCCCCCUUUCACGUGGACCGCCUCAUGUGGAGCUUCCUCGACACCUCGUCCCAACUGCACCUUAUGAUAUUUGAACCAGUGCACAUAGUCUCGGGCGUCUUCUUCUACCUGAGCUCUGCAGUCAACCCCGUCCUCUAUAGCCUCAUGUCCACGCGCUUCAGGGAGAUGUUUAGUCACCUGACCUGUCCACACUACAACUGGCUCAACCACUCCAGCCUGCGCCUCACCCAGCGCAGCACACUCAGCCAUAAGGCACCCAGCAACACCAAGGAACUGUCAUAG
Messenger RNA from Periophthalmus magnuspinnatus, 1227 nucleotides. RefSeq names its product neuromedin-U receptor 1-like. Gene Ontology annotation, biological process: G protein-coupled receptor signaling pathway. Gene Ontology annotation, cellular component: plasma membrane. The coding region runs from base 1 to 1227 and encodes 408 amino acids. The record is from RefSeq and is a predicted model, not a curated record. Lineage: Eukaryota; Metazoa; Chordata; Actinopteri; Gobiiformes; Gobiidae. Gene Ontology annotation, molecular function: neuromedin U receptor activity. The transcript is spliced from 3 exons.